This is a messenger RNA of Macrobrachium nipponense, 510 nucleotides long. RefSeq lists its product as uncharacterized. Bases 1 to 510 code for a protein of 169 amino acids. Lineage: Eukaryota; Metazoa; Arthropoda; Malacostraca; Decapoda; Palaemonidae. The record is from RefSeq and is a predicted model, not a curated record. The transcript has a single exon.
AUGUGGUCCGACUUACAAAGAAAAGAGGAGAAAGGUUACUACGACAACUUGAUGAGAGAAUUAGCAACUGAAACUCCAGGACUAUACCGGAACUUUACCAGGAUUAAAGAGGAGCUUUUCAAUAAAAUUGCUGAAAGUGUCAAGAAAAAACUCACAUUCUGGAGAAGACCCAUUGAGCCAGACCUGCAUGUAGCAAUUACCCUGUGUUACCUUGCAACCGGAGAAUCCUACAAGAGCCUGGCCUUCCAAUUCCGAGUAGUUGCCGACACAGUCUGCGGUAUUGUACCUGAAACUUGUAUGGCCAUAGUGGCUGCAUAUGGCGAUGAGGUGGAGCAGUCAUCCAUGACCCCAGAGCAAUGGAAGGAAGUAGUUCAUAGUUUUGAAGAAUACUGGAAUUUCCCACACACCCUUGGAGCAAUAGACAAGAAACUCAUCAGAACCCAAAUCUCAGUGAAAGGAGGAACUCAAUACUACAACCAUAAGAGAUUUUACUCAUGUACAUCGAUGUAG